CUUCCAUUCGGCUCAGUUUCAGAGCAGCGCUGCUCCAGAUUUGUUUUGUCCUAUUAUAUAAUUUAUAUGACGUAACCAAAAGAACAGUCUAGGUUGGGCAAGUUUUUGUCAGCUGGGGGCCUAUGUAGUUUUAGAAGGCCUCUGUGUAUUUUUUAUUUUAUGCAGAGACUGGGGCAAAUCUUUUAUUUCAAUGUCGGUCACUUUUGUAUCAGGUCCCAGUAAACUCUCUCAAGGCCAAGUCGAAGAUACUACUCGUUCCAAAGUAACAAAACACGGAGGAAGCAGUGACCAGCGCAGAUUAGAUUGUGGGAGGGAAGAUUACCUAAGUGAUGUGUCGAUUGUUUUGCCGGUCCACAAUGCUGAGAGGUGGUUGGAUCAGUGCCUUGAGUCGGUUUUGGACCAGGAUUUCCAGGGAUCGAUGGAGUUGUCCGUCUUCAACGAUGCCAGCAAGGACAACUCGAUGAAUAUUAUAGAAAAAUGGCAAACAAAACUGGUAAAGAAAGGAAUACAUGUUAUCAUUGGUGGACAAGAAUCUGCAUGCCCAAAAGGAGUUGGUUUCGCCAAGAACCAGGCCAUUGCACAAAGUUUUGGAAGAUUCCUUUGCUUUUUGGAUGCAGAUGAUGUUAUGAUGCCACAGAGGGUGAGAGUACAGUAUGAUGCAGCCCUAGCUCUCCCUCAUUGUGUAAUUGGUUGCCAGGUUAAGAGAGAACCAGAGGGCUCAACUGAGCGAUAUACGCGAUGGAUUAACGGCUUGACCCAGGAGCAACUGCUGACUCAGGUCUUCACGUCUCACGGCCCCACCGUCAUCAUGCCAACAUGGUUCUGCUCUCGACAAUGGUUGGACUCCGUUGGGAAGUUUGACGAAAGUGGAAAAGGUGUCCCGGAAGAUUUGCUGUUCUUCUAUGAAGUUAUUCGCAAGGGAGGAGGCAUGUCUCGAGUGGAUCGCUGUCUGCUGGUCUAUCGCUACCACUCAGAGGCUGCAACACAUGCCGUUUUAGAGGAGACUAUUUGGAAGGAGCGUGUCGGGUUUCUGGAGGAGCGAGUUUUAAACGAUUGGCCUUCAUUUACUAUUUGGAAUGCUGGGAAACAGGGGAGGAAGUUGUACAGAUGUCUGGCAGCUGCCAAUCAGAAAAAGGUUGUCUCUUUUUGUGACGUGGAUCAAAGUAAGAUAACAAAGGGCUUCUAUACGUAUGAAGAAUCAAAGAUCGAACCAAAGCCCCAAAUUCCCAUUUGCCAUUUCAUGGAAGCCAGACCUCCUUUCAUCAUCUGUGUGAAACUGGUAACAUCGUGACUUCAGAGCCGUCUUGAGAGGUAAAUCAACACAAUACACGGUGCUCCGACCUGCAACCUAUAACACCGUGAAGCCGCGGUCUCUGGUAGGAAAGUGGCCGAUUCUGGAGCUCCAAGCCGCGGAGUCCGGUCUGUCCCGACGUCGGAGUUUCGAUCAUCCCGACGAGAGGGCUUGUACACGGGCUGUCCGUAGCGUCAACUACGGAGGGUUCAUGGCCUCGACCACGGUGAAUGUAGGAGGAAGAUUGACUGAACAGUGAAGAAUGUUGAUUCCACUGUGGUGGAUGUUUAUGUUAAAUUCUAUUGUGUUAUUUUUGAUUGGAUGGCUGCAUGGCAACUCAUUUCACUGUACCUUAAAUGCUGCUUGUGACAAAUAAAUGUCAACGAGAAUUUUUGAACUUGAACUUGGUUGUGGAAAGCACACUUGUCCGCUUUUCCCUGAGUCAGCACUCCUGCAUAUUGUCAAUGGAUGGCACUGGCCACUGGAUGAAUCUUGUUAUCCUCGCCUGCCCUUGCUCCUGACUAAUGCACUCUGCAAUCACAUUGUGGUUUGGAGCAAGAGAAAAAAACAAAACAUGUUCAAAAUACUCAGGGCAAUUCUGAUGAAAGCUCAUCGACUGAAAUAUUUAUCUCUCCAGAGAAGCUGCCUGCUGCUGAGUUAUUGCAGCAUGUUCUGCUUUUAAAUUUGAAGGGUAUGUUUGAAUGUUACAGAUGGUUGUCCAUGGGGUAUCUGUCCCACAAGCAAUGGGGAAUUAUUGUCACAGGCACUGAAUUACAGUUGUUUUGUAGCAAUUCAAGCAAAUUUGAUCAUGUUAGCCGUGUUUCCGAGUCAGCGUGAAUGGAGUCAAUGAUGUGGCAUCUAGUCUGUCUGAUGGACUGAGUUACAUCUACAACUCAGCAGCUACUGUAUGUUGAUAGAGUCCAGUAUACUGCGUUGGAGCUGUAACCAAACACCUGCACAUGGGCAACAUUUACCAGCAGCUCCCUCUUCAAUAUUAAAUGUAUUUAUAGCUCCACAUGCAGUUUUAGGUUAGCGAUUCAGCGUGGAAACAAGCCCUUUGGCCCACUGAGUCCACGUCAUAUACUAGUACCAUCCCGCACACUAGGGACAAUUUACAUAAGCCAUUUAACAUACACAUCUUUGGAAUGUGUGAGGAAACUGGUGCACCCGGAGAAAACCCACGGGGUCACAGGGAGUACGUGCAAACUCCAUACAGAAAGCACCUGGAGUCAGGAUCGAUCUUUUAAGGCAGCAGCUCUACCACUGCGUUGCCCUUUUACGUUCUACGAUCUCGGGUUAAUUCGCUUGGUAUCCUGAGGGUUGCUAAGUUCAUAACUGAUAGGAGAAGAAUUUGGCUUUUCAGCCCAUCAAGUCUAUUCCACCUUGCGGAGGUUGGGCGAUCGUUUCGCCGAACACCUCCGCUCGGUCCGCAAUAACCAAGCUGACCUCCCGGUGGCUCAGCACUUCAACUCCCCCUCCCACUCCGCCUCCGACCUCUCUGUCCUGGGUCUCCUCCAUGGCCACAGCGAGCAGCACCGGAAAUUGGAGGAACAGCACCUCAUAUUCCGUUUGGGGAGUCUGCAUCCUGGGGGCAUGAACAUCGAAUUCUCCCAAUUCUGUUAGUCCUUGCUGUCUCCUCCCCUUCCUCAGCUCCCCUGCUGUCUCCUCCCAUCCCCCAACCUUCGGGCUCCUCCUCCUUUUUCCUUUCUU
Molecule: messenger RNA, 3001 nt
Organism: Leucoraja erinaceus (little skate)
Lineage: Eukaryota; Metazoa; Chordata; Chondrichthyes; Rajiformes; Rajidae
Gene: b3gntl1
Product: UDP-GlcNAc:betaGal beta-1,3-N-acetylglucosaminyltransferase-like 1
Exons: 12
Coding region: 191-1291 (366 amino acids)
Source: RefSeq, a predicted model, not a curated record